Zymoseptoria tritici IPO323 is the source of this 1869-nucleotide messenger RNA. RefSeq lists its product as uncharacterized. Lineage: Eukaryota; Fungi; Ascomycota; Dothideomycetes; Mycosphaerellales; Mycosphaerellaceae. Bases 253 to 1869 code for a protein of 538 amino acids. The record is from RefSeq and is a predicted model, not a curated record. The transcript has 2 exons.
CGAUCAACGACAAAGAUCGCAUCUCGCAGUAUUCACCGAUAUACCAUUGAAUUUCUCGGCCAUCUUCCCGAUGUUACCAUAAUCGACCACGACGUGUGGCCUGAUCUCCGGUUCUACGACGCACUGCAUCCUGCUGUGGAACACGGAGCGCGAUUUUGGGACUUUCUGAAUUGUGGGGAAGAGUUCUUCGUACAACAUCUUGAUUGAAGUACCUGCUUGGACUUGUUGUAGACGACUCUUUCGCCUCUCAACAUGGCAAGACUUGAAGCUGGAGAGCGAUCAAGGACGAUCCGCCUCAACACCGAGGGUGGAUAUUUCCGGGUUCCCACGGAUAUGAUGGAGACUAGGAUUGGGCGGGACAUUGCGAACAACCUACUGCUUCCCAAUGUCGAGGAGACAACACCUCAAGCACAAAUUGCCGCUGCAGAACCGCGCCCAGCACGGCAUGCUCGACGACCGACGAGCUACUACAACGCAUACCAAACAUCAUGCACGGUGUCCGACGAUGCGCCGCCAUCGUAUGCUAUCGCCUCGAAGAUUGCGCCACGAGCAAUCCUGCAGCGGACGCCCAGGGAGCGACUACCAGGAUAUUCGUGCUCGGUAUUGUUGGAGAAGAAGAUCCUGAUCAACUUCGAGUUCACCAACACCUCCACGCGGACAUCUGAAGCGGGUUGGAGGGAGGUGUAUAUGGUCAUUCGCGGAACGAUGAUUAACUUCUACCGAGUGAGGGACGGCCGUGCAGGCCAAUUGCUCUGGUCAUACACUCUGCAGCACGCUGAGGUCGGUCUGGCGACGGAUGUCGAGCAUGAUAUCCUCGUCCCGCAAAAUCGAUUCGCAAAGCUGAUCCCGACGGCUGCGCGACGGAGAGCGUGGCAAAAAGAUCCUCAUCUUUUCGAGGCAGUUCCUCAGAGCGUUCUCCGCCUGCGCGCUGAGAUCGAUCAGAUUUUGAUCGCUGAUUCGGAGGAGGAGGCAAUUUACACCCUUGUCCACACGAUUGGGGCUGCGAUUGACAUUUCACAACCGAUUGAUGAUCGCAGUAUUCCUCGGCCGUGCACAGUGCCGAGAAGAAGGAGAAGACAGCGGCAAGCUGCGAACACCGACCACGACCUCACCGAUCCUGCCGUGAUUGCAGAACAAGAACGACUCAUCCGGACAAUGUAUCCAGGUCUCGCAGCCGAGUCGACUCCCACGCCAUCUCUCGAAGCGAUCCUACCUCCUGCCACUCCCAUCAUCGAGGAUGAAGAUUUCGACCUCUCCAUGAUUCGCGAAGAUCUCCCCGCUCCAUCAUCAACACUCGCUCCACCAACCCUUCGACCCGCCGCAGCCCGUUCAACGACCGCCACAACAACCUCCUCCACCUUCUCCCAAAUCGCACGCCACAUCAAGCGCUGCAUGCCCGUGCUGCUCGCUGACUCGCCCCGCGCUUCAGAGGUGACCAUCUGUGCCGGCCGGCGGGUGCGCUUCAAUGCGAAGAAGGCGGCGUACGAGGAGUGGACGCUCAGUCCGCCGAGUUACAAGGCGCAUAAUUUCGGUCCGAUGGUAGGGGCGAGUGGUGCGGUGGAGUUGUCGAGGUCGGUGUCCCAGACUUCCGCAGCGAGUAGCAGAUCGCAAGAUGGAAUUGCAUCAAGUGAAGGGUUGGGAUCGAGCACGAUGCUUGGGGUGGAGGAUGAGGAUGUCAUCACGCCGGUGGAGGAAGGAGGACUGCAUUUGACGUUGAGUUUGGGUGAGGCGGGGGAGAAGAGGGAGGAGCAUGGCAAGCUUGUGUCCGUGACGGAGGAGGCGAGGAGCGUGAAUGAGGAUGGGAAGAGAAUGGAGGUUUUGGUAAGGACAAGGACAUUGGAUGAGGUGCCCGUGGGGAUUUGUUUCUGA